AUGCCCGCCUUGCCGGUCUCCGACAGCGCUGUCUACGUCGGCGACGCGCGGCUGCAGCUUGCACGAGCCUUGCAGGUGGCGCCCGCACGUCUUCAGCUCCUGGGCCCGACGCUGUUGGAGGAUUCCCUUCCUCUUGCCGUUUUGCUGGUGGAUGUCCAGGUCUGGAUUUUGCCUGAUCUCGCUGAAAAUCGGCUCGCAAAGUUGGCCGGUGUUGAGAAAUUCGACGAUCUCCAGGAGAUCGUAGUCGCCUGGCCAAGCAGUGACCUCCAACUCUCCUCGAAGAGUCUUAAGACACUGCCAGAGCGCUUUGGCCUUGUGUGCAGGGUCUUCUUUUUUUUCGUGUUCGAGCCCGCUAAGAAGUUUGAGAACUUCUGCAAGAUGUCGGCCCUGAAGCAAUUGGUCAUCCUUCAAUGCAAUCUGCCAGAUCUCCCGCCCUCCUUCGUGGAGCUUCCGAGCUUGGAGGAGCUCACGAUUGCUGGAAGCCGACUGGCAAGCCUUCCUCAGGAGAUCGGACAGAUGGUCACUUUGAGGUUCUUGCACUUGACGGACAACAGCCUGAAAAAUCUCCCUGAAGGCCUCGGGAUGCUCGGCCGCCUCCGAAAGCUGGAAGCCGACAGGAACCAACUUUUGCAGCUGCCCGGCUCCCUCCUAGACUGCCCCGACCUGGCUGUGCUGAGCCUCUCGAAGAACAUGCUCAAGAACUUCCCUACACCUGCACGACCCUCCAACUUGCAAGUCUUGCAUUUGGAAGGCAACCGCAUGUCGAACCUGCAGUUGGCGUCGAUGCCGUUUCUUCAGGAGGUAUGCAUUGAUGCCAACCCUUUGCGGCCAUCUCUGCCGAACAGCUGCGGCGAGCUUGGCUCGCUGCGACAGCUGGAGGCUACCGGCUGCCUUCUUGAGACUUUGCCUGCGAGCAUCAUGGCUGCAACGUGUCCGCAAGAGUGGAAGAAGGAAUGA
Messenger RNA from Symbiodinium necroappetens, 957 nucleotides. NCBI's taxonomy places the organism in Eukaryota, Dinophyceae, Suessiales, Symbiodiniaceae. The record is from the annotation of a GenBank genome assembly.